This is a messenger RNA of Cheilinus undulatus (humphead wrasse), 2675 nucleotides long. RefSeq names its product glypican 5a (gene gpc5a). Lineage: Eukaryota; Metazoa; Chordata; Actinopteri; Labriformes; Labridae. Bases 283 to 1998 code for a protein of 571 amino acids. Gene Ontology annotation, cellular component: cell surface; plasma membrane; extracellular region. The record is from RefSeq and is a predicted model, not a curated record. Gene Ontology annotation, biological process: regulation of protein localization to membrane; positive regulation of canonical Wnt signaling pathway; cell migration. The transcript is spliced from 9 exons.
UUUCGGUUCCGCCUCUGCUGUCGGUCCAACCAACUUGGCCAACAUGCCGCCGUCACACCGAGGAGUCUCCCUGCUCUAACUUUCUGAGUGUGUGUGGAUUUUAAAGAUUUCCCGGAGCGUCGUAUCGACACGAACACGGACGCCACAUGUUUAAGCUGAACCCUGAAACCUGAAAUGUGGACGGGACACACCUGAGCGGACUACAGGUUCAGAGGAGAUCACAACUUUCAGACAGGCUUCUUUUUUCUCUUUUGUGGAUUAUUAACUCGGGAUUUUAUCAAAAUGAGCGUCCCGUUGGCAAACCUCAUCCUCCUGGCGUGUUGCUUUGGAUUAGGGUCUGGAAGUCCAAACAAAUGCGACGAAGUGCGGAAAGUUUUCCAACUCAGGCAAAUUGGACCGAGUCAGUUAUUGCCUACAAGUCCCAGACCAGGUUCAGACCUUCAGGUGUGCAUAUCCAAGAACUUGAGCUGCUGCACCAAGAAGAUGGAGGAAAAAUACCAGGUGGCGGCCCGGAGAGACAUCCAGAACGUCCUGCAGACGUCAAGCUCCAGCCUCAAGUUUCUCAUUUCACGUAACGUAGCUGCUUUUCAAGAGACUUUUGAGGUCCUGAUCAGGCAGGCGGAGAAUCACACAAACACCGUCCUCCGUGAGUCCUACCGCACCAUGGCUGAUCAGGCCAUGGGCCCCGUGCAGGAGCUCUUCACUGACAUCGGCCUCUUCCUGCUGGGCUCAGAGCUCAACGUUGAUGACUUAGUGCAGAGAUUUUUCGACUCUCUCUUCCCGCUGGUCUACAGUCAUCUGAUCAACCCUGGCCUCAGUGACAUCUCAUCAGGCUACGCUGAAUGUGUCAGGUUGUCCAGGCGGGAUGUGCGACCCUUCGGAGCAGUGCCGGGUAUUCUAGGUGAUCAGAUUUCUCGAUCUGGUGUCUCCGGAAAGCUUCUUCUUCAGGCUCUUCACCUCGGCAUCGAGGUCAUCAACACCACAGACCACCUGCAGCUGAGCCGAGAGUGCAGGCGGGCCUUGCUCAAGAUGCACUACUGUCCUCACUGCCAGGGCUUGACGCAGGCUAAGCCCUGCAUGGGAUACUGCCUGAAUGUGAUGCGGGGCUGUUUGGCCAGCAUGGCGGAGAUCGAUGUACACUGGAGGGAGUUUGUCCGAUCACUGGAGGGCCUGUCAGCACGGAUGCAGGGACCCCAGGAUUUGGAGCAAGUGCUGAUGGGAGUUCACACGCUGCUUCACGAUGCUGUCGGACACGCACAGAAAAACGGACCUCGCCUCUCAGCACAGGUGCACAAACUGUGUGGGCCGGCGAGCAGGAAGCCUGUGCAGUCAGUGAGCAUUGCACACAGCAGCAGCAGAGAGUCCCUCCCUCUGAAAGCUGCUGUUAGAGUUUCAGGAGACUCGCUCGCUGUGAGGAGAAGGGACUUUCUGAACAGUUUACGUCUCUAUCGCACGUUCUACGGUGGCCUGGCAGAUCAGCUGUGUGUGAGCGAGCUGGCCUCUUCUGACGGCCUGUCCUGCUGGAAUGGGACGGACAUCGUAAAAAGUUACACCCUGCGUGUGGUGGGCAAUGGCAUCAAGGCUCAGAGCGACAACCCCGAGGUGAAAGUGAAGGGAGCAGACCCUGUGAUCAAUCAGAUCAUCGACAAACUGAAACACAUCAAUCAGCUGCUGCAGGGGAAGUCCAUUCCUAAACUGGGUUCUCUGGACCAGAUUGAAACUGGAAGUGGAGACGCGGAAGGGCGUUACAGCGGCGACUGUGAUGAUGAGGACGGCUGUGUUGGUUCAGGUGGAGGCGAGAACAGGAGGAAAGUCUCCAGAGUCUCCAAAUUGAGUCCAGAUGUGUCUGUUGAUCACAGACACCAUCAUCAUCAUCAUCAUCAUCAUAUCCCACCUGCCGAGGACUCACAAACAGAGGGCCGAUCCAGGAGCACUGGACUGACAGGAGCCAUCUGGGUCUUGAUACUGCCGUGUUUACAUCUGCUCCUGGCCUUGUAACAGCUGCCCCUUUAGCAGCAAGAAACUUUCAAGACUUGACAUCAGGGCCAUUAAAACAGAGAUGAAAAGGACCCAAGGUUGGAAAAAGCUCCAGUUUUUUUUAAUGGCGCUGGCACUUCUUAACAGUGCGGGACACAGCAAGAGUGAACUCUAAUGAUUGUGUGAAAAUUUCCGGACACUGUGGCUCACAUUAAACAGCUUAUUGUUCAGCUUUGCAAAUAUUAUUUUUUAACAUUAAUCUGGCAUUCCUCACCACUAAAAAAGACUUAUUUAUAACAGCCGAUGUCAAUAUUAAGUAAAGUUGUAAAAACUUGGUAAGAUUUUAAUUGUACUUCUAAUAAUAUAGAGAUUAUAUAUAGAUUUGUACAAAAAUUAAUUUUCCUCUGCAUAUCAUACUGUAAUGUAGUCUGCAGAGUACAUGUUUGAAUAAACACUGCAGAGAAAAGAGUUAAAUUAUCAGUGGUAGUUUUCUUGUUAGGUUUAAAAAUUGAGAAGGACAUAGUCUUGAAAUGUCUUGCAGCUUCCUUAUUUUUCAAGCCAACAUUAAAUUGAUAUGUUAUUUAAAAAGCUGUAGGAGUUCCUCUGUUCAUCUUCGUAUGUUUUUGGCAGAUAUAUUUUGCACCAAAAUCCUUCAGAUUUACUGUGUUAAACCUGAAGGAAACCCUUUGAUGUGUGCU